Messenger RNA from Drosophila grimshawi, 2593 nucleotides. Its product is annotated as endothelin-converting enzyme 1. Gene Ontology annotation, cellular component: plasma membrane. The transcript has 2 exons. The coding region runs from base 308 to 2458 and encodes 716 amino acids. Gene Ontology annotation, molecular function: metalloendopeptidase activity. NCBI's taxonomy places the organism in Eukaryota, Metazoa, Arthropoda, Insecta, Diptera, Drosophilidae. Gene Ontology annotation, biological process: protein processing. The record is from RefSeq and is a predicted model, not a curated record.
AACUCAGAAUAGGUCAUGUCUUGGGAUUUAGCGACAUAAUAAUAAAUUCGUUAUCAGCGACGCGUCGUGAGCGAAGCAAAAGCAGCACUCCCCUGCCGUUAAUCACAAGCGAGAGCGCCAAGGCGCAAAUGCUGAAGCCAGCAAAUUUGUGUAUCCGCCAGUUUAAAAUUAGGUUCUGAAUAAAGCAGUUGUGCGAAAGUUGCAAGACAAAACGCGUACGCAAGUAGCUAUCAUUACUAAUUCAAAUCAAUCACUUGAUUACUACGUACUUAUGUAAAAUACGGUGUAAACACCUAAUGAAUGAGAAAUGGUUGAGAUUCAAAAACACUUUUCAUUGAUUGUGCUCAGCGCCCUGUUGGUCAUUUGCGCAGCAAAGCCAACCAUAGAGCCGGAGUCCGAAGUAUCCACAUCAAAGCCGGAGAUUGAUAAGGAGAAUUUGAUAACGGACGACAAUGCCGAGUAUCUGAAAUCGUAUUCAGCCCAAAUGCAAAGCUAUAUGAAUCGCACUGUGGCGCCAUGUGAUGAUUUCUAUGAGUAUGCCUGUGGCAACUGGAAGAACGUGAAACAGGAGCGACAGACACAGCACAAGCGUAGCAAUCUCCUGGACAUUGUCUACACACUGGCCGAUGUCGCCGAGGAGCUACUGCUGUCAAAUUCAACGCUCGCUGCGGAUCUGGGCUAUGGAGCUGAGCUGAAAAUUGCACAACAAUUCUACAACGCUUGCCUCAACGCUGAGCUCUAUCCGCUUCCAGCGAACGACUCUGCUUAUCUGGCGCUUAUCAGGUCGAUUGGUGGGUUCCCCGCCGUGGACGGUGAAGCAUGGUUGGCCUCGAAUUUCAGUUGGUUCAACAUGAGCUCUCAUUUGACAAACUUUGGUGCCGAGGGACUCAUCUAUGACAAGAUUACGCCGCAAUAUCCAUUUAAUCCGUACUUUAAGCUGCCCGAGCUGGGCUUUGAUUACAUUGUGCAUACGGAUAAUAUUGUCACCAACGACACCAAAGGAUACGAGCUGAACGAGAGCCGCAUGCGUGGUUAUCUCACGGACUACGGUCUGGAGGAGGAGCAGGUGGCUGCUGUUAUUGCUGGGGUAUUUGCCUUCUGGCGGGAUGCACUGCAAAUUGCUGAUGAAUUCGAUGAGGAUUCGGAUAAAUGUGAAUUGCUGUCAACAGAAAAAUUAUCGAGUCCCUUCGAUCAAUGGGAUCAAUACUAUGCUAUUGCCUGGAAUGGUAUCCAAUUUGGGGACUAUCCGACGGAACAUUUCUGCGACUACUACUACGUUAAGCUGAACGAGGUGUGCGAGAAGCAUAAGCCAGCGGUUGCCAACUAUCUGGCCAUGAAACUCCUCUAUCACAUGGAUGCUAAACUGACGGCCACCAAGUUUCAGCGCGAUCAUUGUAUACUCAGUAUCCAGUAUUCGUUGCCCUACCUCCUGGAUAAGCUCUAUUUUGUGAAAUACUUUACGGAUGAAACCCACAAUGAGAUUGCGAAUAUCAUUUUGGAGCUGCGCAAGAGUCAAUUGGCGCUGCUGGAGAAUGCCAAUUGGCUGGACGGGGAUACACGCAAGGAGGCGCUGCUCAAGGAGUCCACAAUUGUGCCGCGCAUCGGUGCAUUCAAGGACGACAGUCUCUCGGAGGGUCUGAUCCGUGAAAUGAACAAUUUAACCCUGAUUAACGGCACCUAUGCUCAGAACAACAUUAACCUGAAGCGCUUCAGCACGUACUUGAAACGCUAUAAUGGCAUCCAUUACGACACGCUGGCGGACACCACCAAGCCGCUGGAGCUGCUGGUUGGCAUGCAGGUGAAUGCGUUUUACUACAAUCUGGACAAUUCGAUAACUGUGAUGGCGGGCAUACUGCAUCCACCGGCAUACCAUCAGGCGUGGCCCAACUCGCUGAAGUUUGGCACCCUCGGGUAUCUGGUAGGUCACGAGCUAACCCAUGGCUUCGAUAGCAUUGGCUCCACCUAUGAUAGCAACGGCACAAUGCGCUUUUGGUGGUCCAAGAAAUCGGGUGAGGUGUUCAAUGAUCGCGCCCAAUGCUAUGUGAAUCAUUUCAAUAACUAUUCGAUACCCGAGAUCAAUCGCAAUAUCAAUGGUAAUCAGACCAAGGAUGAGAAUAUCGCUGACAGCGGGGGAUUGCGUGAGGCACUCAGUGCUUAUCGGAAUCACAUGAAGCAACAGCAUUUGAACAGUGAGAUUAAUCCGGCCACUUUGCAGAGCAAUGAGCAGAUGCCUGGUUUGGAUCUAUCUCCGGAUCAGUUGUUCUUCCUGGGAUUCGCGCAGCUCUGGUGUUCCGAUUACGAGGAGAAGCACUAUUGGGAGGAGCUGACCAAUGAGCAUACAAUGGACAGAUAUCGAGUCCUUGGCGCGGUGACCAACAGUGAUGAUUUCACCCAGGCAUAUGGCUGCUUGCGUGGCAGCCCAAUGAAUCCGAUUUCGGACAAAUGCCGCGUGUGGUAGCAUAGUGAUAGCCCCUUCUCAUGAAAGACGACGUGAAUCGCUUAUCAGCAAAUCCAUGCGCGCGGGUUCAUUAAACAACGAACGCGUAUAUAUGUGUACAUAGUGUAUGUAAAUAUAAGCAAGCCACAAAUACAA